UUGGACUUGUCUUGCGACUUGCAGGCACUCGGCGGCUUACUUUCUUGUGUUGCUUAGCCAGUAUCAGCCGGUGUCUUGGACAAAUAAAAAAAAGCAAAGCGUUAAUUUAGGAAGCUAGCGAGCCUUUUGCAGCAAUGUCUGGUGUUGUGCGAGGCCCCGCUGGAAACAACGAUUGUCGGAUAUAUGUGGGGAAUCUUCCUCCUGAUAUUCGCACAAAAGACGUGGAAGAUGUAUUCUACAAAUACGGGACGAUUAGAGACAUUGACCUGAAGAACCGGAGAGGAGGGCCACCUUUUGCCUUCAUUGAGUUCGAAGACCCCAGGGAUGCAGACGAUGCAGUCUAUGGGCGUGAUGGUUACGACUAUGACGGCUACAGACUGCGGGUAGAGUUUCCACGGAGCGGCAGAGGUUCAAGAGGAGGCUUCGGUGGGAUCGGUGGAGCUCCCAGAGGCAGAUAUGGGCCUCCAUCCAGACGCUCUGAGUACAGGGUCAUUGUGUCAGGGCUCCCGCAGAGUGGCAGCUGGCAGGACCUGAAGGACCACAUGCGUGAAGCAGGCGACGUAUGCUACGCUGACGUUUUCAGAGAUGGAACUGGAGUUGUAGAAUUUGUGCGCAAAGAAGACAUGACCUAUGCCGUCCGAAAGCUGGACAACACCAAAUUCCGCUCACAUGAGGGAGAGACCGCUUACAUUCGUGUGAAAUUAGAUGGUCCCCGCAGCCCAAGUUACGGAAGAUCACGCUCCAGAAGCCGAGGCAGCCGCAGCAGGAGCCGCAGUCGCAGCGCCAGUCGAAGCCGCAGCAACUCCCGUGGCCGUGGCAGAGGAUCUCCCCGCUACUCACCUCGUCACAGCCGCUCUCGCUCCCGUUCCUAAACUCUUUCUACCAUUGAUGUGUUGCCCUUUUGAUGUACUCCCUCCUGUUUUUACCUUUUGAGUUCCUCCAGAUGUCACCAAAUGAUUUUAAUUUUUGCAUUUCAUUGUCCUGAUGUCCUUGUGGAUGAUCUUGGUAUGUAGAAGUACCCCCACUCAUCCUUUUCCAACGUUCCCCCUACCCCUUUCCAGCUGCUUUGUAUGUUUGUUUUCUCCCUCUCUCCUCUUCUCUCUGUCUCAAUUUUUUUGCCACCAUAGAAAUUGUGCUGUGCUGAACUUCAAAAAUGUUGAGCUGUUAUAACCUGCACUCAAUGUUUUUGCAAGUAUUGAAAAUUGAGUUCUGUUUUGUUAAUUUAAAAAAAAAAAAAAAAAGCAGUUUCUAUCAUUGGAUAUGUGGGGUGGGCUGGUUGGACACGGAGCCCAAUGCUUAACUGUAUUUUACCCUUGUGUCUUCCUUUAGACAUCAGAAGAGAAGGAUUAAAGUGAUUUGGAAUAAAACGAUUGUGGAGCACAUUUCAUUUGUAUGGUCAGGAUAGGACAUCUUAUUGAGGAGCAAUCAGGUCGAGGCAAUGGUACGCUUCAUAUUCCAUAAAUUGAACGUUUUGAUAGGACUGCCAUAUCAUGCAUGUUUUUAACAAAGCCAUAUGUGCUAUACUUUGUUAUAUAUACCAUUUAACAUGCUACUCUGGCUUGUGUCAGAAUAAGCAGUCCUAGAUCAAGUGUUGUGAUGUAACUGUAAUAUCUUUGCUGUCAAAUGUAAAAAUCUGAAUCACUACUUCUGUUGCAUAGCUUUCCACUUUGUACUUAAAAUGUUUUAACUAUAGGGAGUGUUUUUUUUUUUUUUGUGGUUGGCAUUUUUUUACUUGAUCUGACAUGAGUGCUGAAAUGGAAAAACAAAUUAGGCCCAAAAAGCUUGACAUUUUAUUCUAACGGUCUGCCUCUGAUUUUCUUCCUGGUAUUUCAAGGUUUUGAUUGGAGGAGUGGCUCAGUGGAUCCCAAUCCUUGGAGCUGGAUGAGUGGAUCGAUUAGGAAAGGGAUAGGCAAGGAUGGAUGCUCGGAACGGGAUCAGUUUUCCAGGAUUCAAAUGAGUUUGAUUACAGAACUAAUUAAAAGGAUUCCCAGAGCAACUUUUUUUUUCUAUUAGGCCCCCGCCCUGCCAACCUUUUAAAGUUUUUCAGUGGUAAUGGCUUUAUUUUACAAGAAAAACGAAACUGAGGACCAGGAAGUUGGAUCAAAGGAUGGAGUCGUAGAUGCCUGGUAUGAAGGAAUUAAAAAUUGGGGAGGUUGGGAAGGGGUUUUAUUUGGGAGUAGUUUGUAUGUUUAACUUUGCUUAAUCUUACUUUUUCUCUCUUAGCAUUUUCAAUAAAACACGUUCGAACAAGGA
Molecule: messenger RNA, 2253 nt
Organism: Labrus mixtus (cuckoo wrasse)
Lineage: Eukaryota; Metazoa; Chordata; Actinopteri; Labriformes; Labridae
Gene: srsf1a
Product: serine and arginine rich splicing factor 1a
Exons: 4
Coding region: 135-872 (245 amino acids)
Cellular component (GO): nucleus; ribonucleoprotein complex; cytoplasm
Molecular function (GO): mRNA binding
Source: RefSeq, a predicted model, not a curated record